AUGGGUGUCUGGACCUUGGGCACUGCUGUCUUCCUAAGUCUUUGGGGGACGUAUGUGUCUCCAAGAAGCCCCGGCUGGCAGGCCUUUAUCCAGCAUGCGGGAGUGUGCGGCUUUGUGGCUUUCAUCUCGGUGGGCCUGCUCUCUCUGGCCUUCUCCUGGUCUCUGUCCUCCCUGCUAGUCUUCAGCGCUGGCUGGGCGGUCACUGCUCUGCUGCUGUGCAGCUCCAAGCACGCACGAUGCUUUGUUCUUCUCUUCUUCAUCUCCUGUGGCCUGCGGGAAGGCAGGAGCGCCUUGCUUGCAGCCGGCACGGGGAUAGUCAUCUUCGGACAUGUGGAAAAUACAUUUCAUAACUUCAAAGGUCUCCUGGACGGUAUGACUUGCAACCUGAGGGCAAAGAGCUUUUCCAUACAUUUUCCCCUUUUGAAAAGGUACAUUGAAGCAAUUCAGUGGAUUUACGGCCUUGACACUCACCUGAGUCUAUUUGAUGACCUGAUUUCUUGGAACCAGACUCUGGCGGUCUCGCUCUUCAGCCCCACUCAAGCCCUGGAGGCACAGCUAAAUGACACCAAAGGCCAAGCCCUGGGUGCCUUGUACCAGAUGGUGACGGCCACCGAGGUACUGUCCUCGCUGGGUCGGCAGCUACUCGCCCUAACGGGGCUUCUGCUGGUGCUGCUCGGCACCGGCCUCUUCAUGAAGCGAUUUUUGGACCCCUGCGGUCGGCAGUUCGAAAACAUCUUCAUCACCAAACAGUUUGUUUUGUUUGAUGAGACGGAGAGGCGUCUGCAGAGGCCCUGCGUCCUCCCGCUGAGUAAGAAGGAAAGGAAGAAAUACGUCGUCAUCCCAUCUUUCUGGUUGUCUCCAAAAGAAAGGAAAAAUCUGGGGCUGUUUUUCCUCCCCAUACUUACCCACCUCUAUGUCUGGGUGCUGUUUGCAGCCAUAGAUUAUCUGCUGUAUCGGCUCAUUUUCUCAGUGAGCGAACAUUUCCAAAGCUUGCCAGGGCUGGAGGUUCACCUGAAACUGCACAGAGAGGAGCAAGGAACUCAAGACAUCAUCCAUGAUUCUUCCUUUCACAUAUCUCUGUUCGAACCCACCUGCAUCCCUGAGCCAAAGCUUCUCUUUUCUAAGACCUGGAUUCCUCUCAGCAUUAUUCUUGUGGUACUGGUGGUGCUGGCCUUGCUCUCCUCCAUCCUGACACAACUCAAAAUCCUGGUGUCGGCAUCCUUCUACCCCAGCGUGCAUGAGGAGCGCGUCCGAUAUCUGCACGGGAAGCUACUGAAGAAAAGAUCAAAGCAGGCGGGGGGAGGAGGAAGCAGGAAACAGCGUCUCUACUUUACAAAGAUUCACUUCUGGCUUCCAGUCCUGGAAAUGAUUAGGAAGAGACGAAGGGGCAUUGCAGUUGAAGACAAUCCCUGA
Molecule: messenger RNA, 1413 nt
Organism: Ailuropoda melanoleuca (giant panda)
Lineage: Eukaryota; Metazoa; Chordata; Mammalia; Carnivora; Ursidae
Gene: DCSTAMP
Product: dendrocyte expressed seven transmembrane protein
Exons: 3
Coding region: 1-1413 (470 amino acids)
Cellular component (GO): endoplasmic reticulum membrane; cell surface
Source: RefSeq, a predicted model, not a curated record